ACAUGUGGUCCCCUGUGGGCACAGCAGUGCGGAAAUCAGUAUUACACCACGGGUGUUUGUUCUGACGUCAGUCCCGAUUUUCAGCUCUUGGCCAGCUUUUCACCUGCCGUGCAGACCUGCCCUUCCCUCAUAGAUGUUGUGGUUGUGUGUGAUGAAUCAAACAGUAUUUAUCCCUGGGAUGCAGUAAAGAAUUUCUUGGAAAAAUUUGUACAAGGCCUGGAUAUAGGCCCCACAAAGACACAGGUGGGGUUAAUUCAAUAUGGCAAUAAUCCACGAGUUGUGUUUAACCUGAAUACUUUUAAAACCAAAGCUGAAAUGAUUGAAGCAACAUCUAAGACAUUCCAGUAUGGUGGCGAUCUCACAAACACAUUCAAAGCAAUUCAAUAUGCAAGAGAUUUCGCUUAUGCAGCAGUUGCUGGUGGAAGACCAGGUGCUACCAAAGUAAUGGUGGUUGUAACUGAUGGUGAAUCACACGAUGGUUCAAUGUUGAAAGCUGUGAUUGAUCAAUGCAAUAACGACAAUAUACUACGGUUUGGUAUAGCA
Messenger RNA from Manis javanica (Malayan pangolin), 543 nucleotides. The record is from RefSeq and is a predicted model, not a curated record. Lineage: Eukaryota; Metazoa; Chordata; Mammalia; Pholidota; Manidae.